AUGCUGAGAUUAAACCAAUUGUUUUCUUGCUCCACGGAAGAACAAUUGCACCACGGUAAUUUGCAAGAAUGCCAUUCCCACCAUCAACAACACCUCGAAAAUAGAAAAGUAGUAGAUUCUCGACUCUGUCGACUUGACAGUCGCAUGGUUUCUGUUAUUUCUUGUUUUGUAAUACUGCAAUGUUCUUUGAAGGUUGUCCAAUUGCUCAUCGAUUUUCUCCACCGUAGAGAGCAUAUUACCAACAUGCUGGAGUGGCUUGGCAUUGGGCUGGUCUGGCAAGUUGGCUCUGAAGUCAGUGUGGUCAUUUUCAGCAAAUGUGAUUUCAAAAUCAAUCACUUUUUCAGCAAACGUAGACAUGCCAUUGGCGAAACACACCUCGUAUUCUCCAGUUAUAUCGGCAAGAAUGACAAAUUCUCCCUGUCUUUUCUUCUCUCCCAGGUCGAUCACCUCUCCUCUUGGGUUUUUGAUGGUAUAGUCAAUGUCAAAAGCUCCCCCACUUUGAACGGCGAAGUAGUAACUGAUGGACGUUUUUGGUUUUUCAAUCAAAAUGUAGUAGCAUUGAGUUUCUUGAGCUCCAAGGGCAAAUGUGAGAGCCGAGGCCGAAGCUACCAGGAUAAAGGCGAAGAGCCCAACAAGAACUCUUUCAAGACCAGAGAAACCAGCAAGCAUCACAGAAGUAUUCGUCGUGGUGAUUUGAGUUUUCAGACGUGUCGUUUCGCGCAUUGGUCACGUGCAUGGGUUUUCAGUGCGUUACUAUAUACAUACAUACACCACUUAUACCAUGUUGACCAUCUUUCCGGCCUUGUCGAAACCAAUGGCCCGGUCCUUCUUUCUGUCUCUGCGUGA
Messenger RNA from Meyerozyma guilliermondii ATCC 6260, 846 nucleotides. RefSeq lists its product as uncharacterized. NCBI's taxonomy places the organism in Eukaryota, Fungi, Ascomycota, Pichiomycetes, Serinales, Debaryomycetaceae. The transcript has a single exon. The coding region runs from base 1 to 846 and encodes 281 amino acids. The record is from RefSeq and is a predicted model, not a curated record.